GCUGACGCAGAGCCCAUAAAGGGAAAGGGAGCGCGAGACCCAGGGAGAAGGGUGCAGUUUCAGAAGAGAAGAGAUGGCGGUGGAUUUAGCCAAAGUGGGAGCCAACACGCUGAAGCAUGCAGUCAGUGGGGAGGUGGUGGAGCUGAGGAGCAUUUGGAGAGACUGUCCUUGCGUGGUGCUGUUCUUGCGCCGCCUCGGGUGCCAGGUGUGCCGCUGGAUUGCCAAGGAAACCAGCAAGCUGAGAGAGGUGCUGGAGAGUAACGGUGUCCGCUUAAUAGGUGUUGCGCCAGAAAGCCUAGGCCUGCAGGAGUUCCUGGAGGGAAAUUACUUUGCGGGAGAACUCUAUCUGGAUGAAACCAAACAGUGCUACCAAGAUCUCGGGUUCAAAAGGUACAAUGCCUUAAGUAUAGUCCCUGCAGCUCUGGGGAAGCCUGUCCGACAGGUCAUCACAAAGGCAAACGCCGCCGGGAUUCAAGGCAACUUUUCUGGAGAUCUUCUGCAGAGCGGUGGGACACUGAUAGUUGGCCGAGGAGGGGAGAAUCUGCUUUUGUAUUCUGCUCAGGAGUCCCCCGGUGACUACCUUCCCUUGGAGUCUAUCGUCACUGCCCUUGGCAUCUCUGCAAAUGUAGAAGAGGGAGCAAAACCUCAGUGCACCAGCGAGGCCUGUAGCAGAUGAAGAAGAAAGCGACCAAACUGCUAAGAGCCUCUUGUUCUCCUCCCCGUCUCCCCUUUUCACAUUUCAGAUGAAAACCAAGCUGUUUGUCAUAGUAGAGUGAUGAUGUUCUGUCCUGUUUUGUUAAUCUGCCCGACGAAGAAUGAAUAAACUUGUUACCAAUUGGUUA
Molecule: messenger RNA, 842 nt
Organism: Podarcis muralis (Common wall lizard)
Lineage: Eukaryota; Metazoa; Chordata; Lepidosauria; Squamata; Lacertidae
Gene: PRXL2B
Product: peroxiredoxin like 2B
Biological process (GO): prostaglandin biosynthetic process
Molecular function (GO): prostaglandin F synthase activity
Source: RefSeq, a predicted model, not a curated record